AUGUCCACUACCACUUCUACCCUUAAUGUUCGAGGAGAGUUAUCAGCAUGUAACAAUAUCCCAUACAGCAAAUAUUUUAAGAUUUGCUCAUAUGAAAAUUGGUCUCUCGACCAUUACGUUUCUCUUAUAAUUGAUAAUUAUAAGUUUGCUGAGAAAGAUAAUACACAUUUAUUAUUUUUUAGUACUCUGCAAAAUAUUAAUAAUGAUUUGUGUGCUUGUACCUAUUGGAUACGUCUAGUAGGAACCCAUGCAAAAGAUUUUUCUUCGAAAAAACCUAAUAUAAGUUGCUUUUGUCCAGAUGAAGAUAUACCUUUGCAAGCUAAUGGUUCAAAUAAUUUGUUAGUAGAUUUUAAACAGAAUAUGAAGGUCCCUCGAGAGAGUACAUAUGAUGCUGAGAUGUAUAGAAUACUAACAAAUUGGCUUGCAAAGGUAUAUGGAUAUGAAGUAACUUGUGAUGAUGGUGAUUAUCACCAUUUUUAUUGUGAUUUAACGAUAAAAAAAGCCGAUGUUCCUAAUCCUGUAGCUAUAAUAGAAAUUUUAGCCAGUGGUUCUGUAUGGAUCGUUCAUUUUUCUAGGGAAGAUUCCAUAAUAAUGAAUCAAUACUGGCCUGAUCAGAAAUGA
Molecule: messenger RNA, 621 nt
Organism: Diversispora eburnea
Lineage: Eukaryota; Fungi; Glomeromycota; Glomeromycetes; Diversisporales; Diversisporaceae
Source: the annotation of a GenBank genome assembly